This is a messenger RNA of Hypanus sabinus (Atlantic stingray), 2187 nucleotides long. RefSeq names its product 3-hydroxyanthranilate 3,4-dioxygenase (gene haao). Gene Ontology annotation, biological process: 'de novo' NAD+ biosynthetic process from L-tryptophan; quinolinate metabolic process. The transcript is spliced from 10 exons. Gene Ontology annotation, molecular function: 3-hydroxyanthranilate 3,4-dioxygenase activity; iron ion binding. The record is from RefSeq and is a predicted model, not a curated record. Bases 129 to 992 code for a protein of 287 amino acids. Gene Ontology annotation, cellular component: cytoplasm. NCBI's taxonomy places the organism in Eukaryota, Metazoa, Chordata, Chondrichthyes, Myliobatiformes, Dasyatidae.
CCGAGUUCACAGGCGUCAUUGAAAUCGAUCUGAGAUAGAACGCUAUUCACGUAUUAAUUUGCAGCGCUUAAUGCUCUGCUCUGGGCUUUGUAAUUUCUAAACCGGUCUUUAAGAUAGUAGGGAAAGACAUGGCGCUGUUCUAUAAUGUGGACAGAUGGAUUGAGGAGAACAAAUCAAAUUUUAAUCCUCCUGUUUGCAACAAACUCAUGCACUUUGGUCAGCUGAAAGUCAUGUUUGUUGGAGGACCCAAUGAAAGGAAAGAUUAUCAUAUUGAAGAAGGAGAAGAGUUGUUUUACCAGUGGAAAGGUGACAUGUGCCUGAAGAUUAUAGAAAAAGGAAAGCAUAAAGAUGUACACAUUCGAGAAGGAGAGAUGUUUUUGUUGCCAGCAAGAAUUCCCCAUUCUCCACAGCGUCAGGCAAACACAGUUGGGCUGGUUUUUGAAAGGACUAGACUUGAAACAGAACUGGAUGCCCUCAGAUAUUAUGUAGCGAAUUCUACUGAUGUCCUGUUUGAGAAAUGGUUCUACUGUGAUGAUCUGGGUACCCAGCUGGCACCGAUAAUAAGAGAAUUUUUCAACUCUGAAGAAUACAGAACCGGAAAGCCAAAUCCAGACAAUUUACGGAAAGAACUUCCGUUUUGUAUAAAUACUGUCAGUACUGUGAUGGACCCCUUCUCGUUAAAUAACUGGAUCAGCAGCCACCGUCAGGAUAUUAAAAUGAAGCAGGUUGUGGACAUGUUUGGUGACUACUUUGAAACUCAGACAGUGGUAUUUGGUUCUGGACAAAGUGAAGACAAGGGAACUGCAGACUCUUGGAUAUGGCAGUUGGAGGGUACAUCCGUGGUGGUAAUGGAUGGCAAAACUACCAACCUAACAGCAGGAGACAGCCUUCUUGUGCCAGUAAAGACAAAGUACACUUGGAAAAGGGCUGAAGGAACUGUUGCCCUUCGUGUCAUUCAGGACCCAGCAAGGAAGAGACCCUAUACUAAAUAAGACGCCUCACAUCACAGAAUAAUCUUUAUCUAGUUUACUUGAAUAAUUGGAAAUUAAUAUUUAAGAUUGCUAAUACAAAUUUCGGAUAGAUCUAUUGGAAAAAAAGGAGAGAGAGAGAUACCGCUUCUACCUCUUCCAACGAUUCUGAGUGAGGCGCAGAGAGAUCUGUGUUUACUGACAAUUACCUUUAUUGUUCAAACCAACUAAUACGUGAAUUCAUACACUAAAUACCUUGUGCGCACACCUGCUAAGUAUCCCUGACUCUCCUGGAUUGUUAAAGAAUAGCAAAGGUAUUACCCGGGCGGAGGAACUUACGCUGGCCAGGCGCUCCUUGUUCCUCGUGGUCCCAAUUCACUCUCCAUAUGCUUCACGCAGGGUUCUUCUCGCUUGUAUCUGCGAUGGUUAUUCUUCGAAGUUACCGCCACCAGGACCCACAAAGCAUCCACUUUUAUAUCCGUUUCUUAUCAAUUCAAAUGUCGCAUUCCCGUGUCAUUGGCCGCAGAUCAUGUGUCUGGCCUUUAACACCUGGUCACUGGCUCUGGUCCAAGCAGCCUCCAUCUAUUGUCCUCUUCCCAUCAAGGGAUAGUUGCUGACUCAUGGCUCUUUGUUCUCAGUCAGCAAUGAGUUUAAAUCACCUCAGGCAUUCACAAUCCUGCAUGUUAUAGCCAACCAAAGAAAACCUCACAAAUAACUCCUUAUUUGGAAAUGACCUCCAGUCCAGCAGAUUAUCUGAAGAGUCUUUGUGCCUUCUUUAAAGAAAACUAAUCAAGUCCAGCAUGUCAAUCUCAUGAAAUGGAGAAUAGAGUGUCUUCACAAAAUGACAGCCUCCAUCCCCCAAGCACAUGGGAAGAACAAAGACCGCUUCCACUGUCCUUGAUUAAUUUGAAUUCACUGAUUUGAAGAUUGUCAUUCUUUCUGGCCAACAGAUCCAUUAAUACUAAGAGUUUAAAAUCAUGAAAAGGAAGAGAAACAAUGACAUGAUACUAUCAAUCAUGUUGUGAACAGAAUUAAAAAUGUUUCAAACAAGUUAGAUCUAAAUAAAUUUCCAAUCAAAUAUCUUAAUUGCGGGUCAUUGCUUUGUUGUUGUAAUACUGUAGUAUGUAAUUUGUUACAGCUAAUUGCAUCAUAUGCAAAUUAUGCAAGUAAAAUUCUCUCAAUUGUAAAAUAAAGUCUGAAAAAUAAAACCACUGCAACU